AUGGGGGAUAAUUCGGGGUAUGGCCAUGAUUUACCAGAUUGGAGAACUACGCUGGAGACUGUGUAUGUGAAAUACGCGGAUGAGGAUGAUUAUGAAGAUGUUUCUGGGACGAAAAGGUAUUAUCCGCAUAUAAGACGCCCUAAGGAUGAAGAGCCUAAGAUCUCGCCGGAGGAAGAGUGUCUCCUCAUGGAGAAACAAGUAGAAGAAUCCAAGGGUUUUGACAUCGACUUCGCCAAGUUCUGCUGUCGUUUCAAUUACCUACCAGUUGAUUUCGAUGCUCACAACGCAUUCGUUUUGGAACCAGAAACCACCAGAGAGCUUUUAGACAGGCUGUCUCUAAAAUCCCUUGAGAGAUUCAAUGAAAUAAAUAGUACAAAAUAUGAAUUUGUCAAGGUUAUCAAAGCCAAUUAUCACUUAUCUGCUGGCAUGAUGUUUUACAUUACUUUUCAAGCUAAGCUGUUUUCCGAUGAUGACUCGAAAGAGUUCCAAGCUAAGGUCUGCCAUUUAAAUGAUAACCCCGAUUUUAUCUCAUGCGAACUCAAACCUGAGAAAAGAGCUCCGGAGAAAGAAGAUCCCAAGAAACCAAGAUUGACUCAUGAGCCAUUUAGUGUCUAG
Messenger RNA from Camelina sativa (false flax), 615 nucleotides. The record is from RefSeq and is a predicted model, not a curated record. Lineage: Eukaryota; Viridiplantae; Streptophyta; Magnoliopsida; Brassicales; Brassicaceae.